UGGGUGAUCCCGAGGCUCCGCGCGCUUUGGGGGCAGAAACCCGGAGACACCGUCGUCUAUGUGGUUCCCGCUGGCGUUUCUGUUGCCCUCGGCCCCCUCAGCUGUCCCCCAGUUGGUGGUCCUGAGUCGGCUCUCCCGCCGAGCCCCGUGCAGUGCCGCGACAUCCCCCGGUAUUGGCGAGGCUGGGCCCCGGCCCCGACGCCGCGCGCGUCACGCCUAGACCAACUGUUUGGACUCGCCACUCAACCGCUGUCUUCUUUCCCAGGACUGCUUCUCGGGGGGCCUCGGGCUUGCGAGCUCUCCCGGCGCCGGAGCGCUCCGGCCCGGCCAGGGAGCGGCCCCUUGUAGAGGUCCGAGGAGCUAUCGCGGUCCAUCCCGGCGCCCGACCCUCCCACCGUUCGGCCACUGGCCCACUUCUUCCUGAUGCAGACUGCCGUCCACUAGAGGCUGGACAGGACCCCCGAGUGUCCAGGUUAUGGAUUGAGAACAAGUUGCUUUUGUUUCACGUGUUCAUUUGUGAUUCAUGGCAGGGGACGUGGAAGGAUUCUGUUCCUCCAUCCAUGACACCAGUGUCUCUGCUGGGUUCAGAGCGCUGUAUGAGGAGGGAUUGCUUCUCGAUGUCACUCUGGUUAUUGAAGACCAUCAGUUCCAGGCCCAUAAAGCUCUCUUGGCCACCCAGAGUGAUUACUUCAGAAUUAUGUUCACAGCAGACAUGAGGGAACGAGAUCAGGACAAAAUUCAUUUGAAAGGUCUAACAGCUACUGGUUUCAGUCACGUUCUUCAGUUUAUGUAUUAUGGAACUAUAGAACUAAGUAUGAACACUGUACAUGAAAUCCUUCAGGCAGCAAUGUAUGUUCAGCUUAUAGAAGUGGUGAAAUUCUGCUGCUCCUUUCUCUUAGCCAAAAUCUGCUUAGAAAAUUGUGCGGAAAUUAUGAGACUGUUAGAUGAUUUCGGUGUUAACAUUGAGGGAGUCAGGGAGAAGCUGGAUGCCUUCCUGCUAGACAACUUUGUGCCACUAAUGUCCAGGCCUGACUUUUUGUCUUAUCUGAGCUUCGAGAAGCUCAUGUCUUAUUUGGAUAAUGACCAUCUGAGCAGGUUUCCAGAAAUUGAGCUGUACGAGGCUGUGCAGUCUUGGCUGCGACAUGAUAGACGACGGUGGAGACACACAGAUACCAUCAUUCAGAACAUCAGGUUUUGUCUGAUGACUCCAUCCAGCGUUUUUGAGAAGGUUAAAACAUCAGAAUUUUAUAGAUACUCCCGGCAGCUCCGAUAUGAAGUUGACCAAGCAUUGAAUUACUUCCAAAAUGUUCACCAGCAGCCCUUGUUGGACAUGAAAUCAAGCCGUAUUCGUUCUGCCAAACCCCAGACUACAGUAUUCCGAGGAAUGAUUGGACAUAGCAUGGUUAAUAGCAAAAUACUUCUGUUAAAAAAACCAAGAGUCUGGUGGGAACUGGAGGGCCCCCAAGUACCUCUAAGGCCAGACUGCCUUGCUAUUGUCAAUAAUUUUGUAUUCCUGCUAGGUGGAGAAGAACUAGGCCCUGAUGGUGAAUUCCAUGCCUCUUCGAAAGUGUUCAGGUAUGAUCCAAGACAAAAUUCUUGGCUGCGUAUGGCAGACAUGUCUGUACCCCGUUCAGAAUUUGCUGUUGGUGUUAUUGGAAAGUUUAUUUAUGCUGUAGCAGGCAGAACAAGAGAUGAAACUUUCUACUCAACAGAAAGAUAUGAUAUCACUAAUGAUAAAUGGGAAUUUGUAGAUCCUUAUCCAGUUAACAAAUACGGACAUGAGGGGACAGUGCUCAAUAACAAGUUGUUUAUCACUGGAGGAAUUACUUCAUCUUCCACAUCUAAACAGGUGUGUGUGUUUGACCCCAGUAAAGAAGGGACUAUAGAACAGCGGACCAGGAGAACUCAAGUAGUCACCAACUGCUGGGAGAAUAAGAGCAAGAUGAAUUAUGCCAGAUGUUUUCACAAGAUGAUCUCUUACAACGGCAAGCUUUAUGUCUUUGGUGGUGUCUGUGUGAUCUUGAGGGCCUCUUUUGAAUCUCAGGGCUGCCCUUCCACAGAGGUGUACAACCCAGAUACCGAUCAGUGGACCAUCUUGGCCUCCAUGCCAAUUGGUAGAAGUGGUCAUGGUGUGACUGUGCUGGACAAACAGAUAAUGGUCCUUGGAGGCCUUUGUUAUAAUGGUCAUUACAGUGAUUCCAUUCUCACCUUUGAUCCAGAUGAAAAUAAGUGGAAAGAAGAUGAGUACCCUCGGAUGCCCUGCAAGCUGGAUGGUUUACAGGUGUGCAACCUUCAUUUUCCGGACUAUGUACUGGAUGAGGUUAGGCGUUGCAACUGAUGACAUCUUUCUCCCUAAAAAGGAAAAGGCAAAUAAAGCAUUUGUGAUACAGUAGUUUAAAAGCAUAAAGAAAAACCUCACCAGUUUUACUAUCAAAGCCAUUGGUCUAAUAUUGUAAGUUUUCAUUCUGUGCUAGCAUCUUUCUUUUCCUUUCAGUGGCCUCAGAUUCAUGCAAUAAGUUCAUUUGAAGCACUAGCUCUUGAAACUACUUCCAAAAGCAGUUUAUACACUGCUCCACUUACCUGGGAAGUUGAUUUUCUGCUUUAAACACUUCUUUCAGAUGUUAGUGUAGGAUUUGUGCAUCGUCUAAGAGAAGACCCAGUAAGUGUCACUGGAUAUGAUUUCAGUCCCUCUAUUUGAACUCUUUGGAAAUUAUUUUAGUCUGCUAUAUGUUUUGGUUUAUUAUUUAAAAGUUUAAAACUCUUGACCUUUUUGCAUGGCUUUUUGCUGAAAAUGCAAAAAUUUAAAUUUUCUACAAAGUUUUUUCUAUCAGAACACUAUUUCUAAGCUGCCUUCUCUUAUGUGCAUUGCGUUAGUGAAAGCAUACCCACACUCAUAUACAUCCGAUAAAUAUAUAAGGCACACUCCUUUUAUGCGUGGUUACGAUUCUAUAUUUUUAAGCUAGUGCACUUGCACAGACAGUUCGCCAUACUUGUUGAAAUUUAGAUGUAAUGUCUUUAAUGUAUUACUGUUUUUAGAAAGUUAAAAUAACUGGAGUCCUCAUUUGGUAUCAAAGUAGUCUAUUGUCAGUCCAUACUGGUUCAGUAAAAUUUGAACUCAUAGUUCUGAAACAUGUAUGGCUUUACAAAAACUGUUUGGCAUUUUGUUUUCAAAACUAAACAUUAAUAUUUCAUGUCGAUGUAUGCUUUUUCUUGUUUAAAAAUGUUUUUCUUUGCAGUCCAUUUAAUGUUGAUUGCUCUGUUUUAAUAAGACUCGGAGUGGUCCGUGUCAAGCUCUGACCCUGCAUCAUGCACGCACUUUUAAAGAAAAAUUAGGUAAUACCACACUCCUAAGUAAAAGCCCUGAAAAGGAAGUGCGGCUCCCAUUGUUUCUCUCCAGGCUGCUGCAGGUGUUGAGUGUGGGCCAGCAACUCUUCCAGUGUGAGCUCAGCUUUGACUGAGAGGUAAGGAAUGAGUUGUACUGUGUUACUCAUUCCUUACCUCACCGUCAAAGGAACUGACUUUGGGUGUAACUGCUUGUUCAGUUUGUACAAAAAUAGUCUUUGGCACUAGAGAGAUGUCAACCCUCAAUGUGGGUUUUUGAUUUUUGUUUUUGUUUUUGUUUUUGUUUUUUUUUUAAGUUUUUGGAAGCUACUAGCAUGAAGGAUAGUCACCAGAAAGUUUGGAAUGAGUCUCAAAUAGUUGUUUUAAAGGCGUUUAUAAUAAUAAAUGGUUUAGGAUUAGCUGUACACUUCAACUCUUUAAAUGCGAAGGAAGGAAAUAUAGCUGAAAAAAAUUAAACAAGAAUGAUCUGUAAGUGGAUCAUUGAAAUUGAUGUGCUUGACGGCCCUUUCUCGUGAGUAGUCUGUGUGUGAGGAAAGCUAACCCUGGCAUAGCUUGCCAGAUCUCUGAUUUUGGUGCAAUAUUGCAAUGCCUUCUAUAUGGCUGCUAUUGUAUAAAUUUUUCUAGUUACUUUGUUUUGUUUUAUUUUUGCUGCUGGCACCAUUGACUAUAGAAUGGAAGUGUGAAAUGAUAGAAAUGUGAAGAUUUUGGUUUCUUCUUCUCCCCCUCUUUCCACACUGCAGUUCAUAGUGUGAGCAAAGCCUGAUUUUCAAAACUGUAAAACCAGAGCAGAGGUGUUAGAGUUUUAGAAAGUGUCAGGUAUACAAGUAGCUUUUAAAAAGGAAAACCUUUUCUUCCCUUCAGGAAUCAAAAUAAUGACUUCUUUUACAUAUGAUUCUUCCAUUUUUCAUUAGGUGGCCUUUCAUUUAUUUCUGAUUUCUGAAAAUAAAAUUUGUUAUUUGAGUUUCCCUUAGAAUGUGUGUAAAAUUUUUUUAUUUUAAAAAUACGUUUAUUUUGCUUUUGGAAACUAUAAAUUAGGUUAGCCACCUUGUUUUCUAAUAUACUUAGUAGUUUAUAUGUGUUGCUUUAAAUAAAAUAAUAUCUUCAUUAUUUGCCUUGAUAUCUUUUGCUGGAAACGACCAAGAAGAGACCAUGAGACAGGGUACCCGUAUCAAAGGCUUUAUAUUCCAGGGGCAGUUCUCUGUAAUUGCUUUGUUACAACUUCAUAGUCCUGUGUAGGUUAACAUCUACACAAACAAUUGAAUAUUCUUGCUCUUCCAUUUUGAAGAUACAAGGCCAAGGUCAACGAUUGUUUCAGAAAAUUCAUGAAAUCUUAACUUGAACUAAUUCUGGGUUCAGCUUCAAGUAAGUCAUGUCUGACUAUAACCUUAGCAGUAAUCAGUUUUGAGCUUUAAGACUAGUUGCUAUUGCUUGGGUUCAGAAUGUAUGAGGAAACUGUAGUUCUAAUUUAGAUUAUAAAUCCACAAAUAACUUUACAUUCCCUUUUAAAAUUAUGGUUUAAUAGCUGCAAGAGAUUUAUUUUUGUUAUACUAAACUAUGGAGAAUUUCUCAUAGAGUGUUUUCAAGCUUUUCUGUGUUUCAUUUGGAACUACUUUGUCUGUAUGCAUUGUAUAUGACCAAGGUUGUCAUUCUGGAAAAACUCAGUAAGUGGUUUGAAACUAUAUGGUUUAACUGUUGGGAUCUUUAAACUGUCAUCCUUUAUUUCACAUUUUAAAAACUAGACUUCACAAAAAGUAGCUGAUUUUUUAAAAUGGUAUUUUACCUGGCACCACUUAUUAUUAAUUUUUUUUUACAUGUCUUUGACCUUCCAAGUUUUGAUGUUAAAGAAAAUCCUUGCACUACAGGCUUUUCAUAAAAUACAAGAUUCUCACAUUGAAGGUUUUGUAUUGGAAGAAAUGCUACUGGUUUCUAAAAGACAAAGAAUUAUAGAAUGCUUAGCGUUUCUUGAUAGCUUUUCCUGUGUCGUCCUCAUUGCUUUGCUUUGUGUGUUACUCUAAUUAUGAAUACUUACUGAGCCCUUCACAUAUCUUUUUUAAAGCAGCACCUUUGGACACCUCAUUCUGGGAAGCUUGCUUGAAUCACAGUAAAGAACACACACACUUGUGUGGGAAGAAGUAAAAUGGAGAGUUUUGUCUUAAUUACAUGAAACUAAGCUUUAAAAUAUUUUAUAACAAAUUAUUUGAGCUGCAUAAUCUAAACAUGUCAAACGUUUUGUGGGACUAUUUUUAUAUAUGUAUAUGUGGGUGUAGGUUAUAACAUUUCAGUUUAUAAUAUAAAUUGUUAUUUCAGUUUAUAAGCUAUCUCUCAAAAGAGACUAGCUCUUUUGAGAAUACAUAAUUUAAAGUUUUAGACUGAAGUAAAACAACAUAGACAAUAGUGUAAAUUAGAAAUAUUGGAGGGCUAUAGAGCAGUGAAACUGCUAGUGCCAGUUUUCUUGUUUGUCUACCAUGUUUUCAGUUCUUGUUUUGUUUUGUUUUUGUAUUUUAAACAUUUUGACUGCUCACACAUUUGUUUAAUUACAUUUAGAGUUGGUUUGGGAAUAAAUAUCUUCUAAAAAGAGAUUUAUCUUAAAAAAUAAAUCCCCCUCUAGUUAGUUUCUAAGAGUUUAUUACUUCAAAUACCCUAUAGGCAUAGACAGGAAUAGAUCAUUCAUGGGAAUCCCAUCCUUUCCUUGUAUCGGUAUAACUCCCACUAUUAUAUUAGAAGCCUUGAGAACGCCAGCAGUUCUGUUCCAUCCUAAAAUAUAUUUGGGCUUUCUUUUGACUUCUUUGGGAACAGCUGCAUUAAAAGUUACUAAUCAGUAUAUCAUUAAGGACUGGGUGUUUACUUUUUGAAGGAAUGUUCUGAAGAGGUGACCAGAAAGGUUCUCUUUUCUUUCUGUUUCUUUUCUUUUCCUUUCUUUUCUUCUUUUCCUUUCUUUUCUUUUAACCUAACUUGUAUAUGCCCUAUGCUCUUGGGCAUACUUUGUCGAUAGAAAAAUAUUUUGACCUUUAGGUACCUUUGGGGCCAGUAGUCAAAUAAUCCUAGGGCCGAUAUUAAAGUCUUAGAAUGAUUUAAGGUUUGCCUUUUAUACAUGUUUUGAAAGCCUUUACAUUUUUUGUCAGGUAAUUUUUUUUCCCAAGCCGUGGAUAUAAUCUAUUCAACAUGUUUAUGCUAUCCAUUCUGUUUUUAAAUUGAAAAAAAGUUAAAAGUGUUUAUGAAGAAAAGUUUAAAUAAAAUAUUUUUA
Messenger RNA from Mus caroli (Ryukyu mouse), 6586 nucleotides. It is a transcript of the gene Klhl15, whose product is annotated as kelch like family member 15. Gene Ontology annotation, biological process: nuclear protein quality control by the ubiquitin-proteasome system; protein ubiquitination. The record is from RefSeq and is a predicted model, not a curated record. NCBI's taxonomy places the organism in Eukaryota, Metazoa, Chordata, Mammalia, Rodentia, Muridae. Gene Ontology annotation, molecular function: protein binding. Gene Ontology annotation, cellular component: nucleus; Cul3-RING ubiquitin ligase complex.